Cuscuta campestris is the source of this 1983-nucleotide messenger RNA. The record is from the annotation of a GenBank genome assembly. Lineage: Eukaryota; Viridiplantae; Streptophyta; Magnoliopsida; Solanales; Convolvulaceae.
AGCGUUCUACAUCUGGACUCGGAGGCAUAGAGCCCAACUCUACAUCCCGAUCACUGUACCCUGAAACAUCUAAUUUCCCGAUAUCCACUAGGAAUAUAUAAUCUCCCCGUCCCUCUCUGGUCUCGUCUUCCUUAUUCGACAAUUCACAGUUCAUCCAUAUCCGUCUCCAGAAAUGGCUGAACAAAAUAUUGGGGAGCAAGGAACAGAUAACAUGAAUCACAUGAAUGACACCCAUGAUCUAGAUAACAUUCAUGGUAUGAUUGAUGUCCUUGCUAUGGGCAGUUUGCAGGGAUUUGAUGACAUAAACAAUGGAGACAAGCUGAACAUUGCGGAUGCUGUGCAAGACAUGGCUGGCGGCCUUGAUUUUGAUUGUUUGCAGGAUAUAGAUAAUGUUCUCAAUGCUGAGAAUGGGCAUAACAGCAAUGGAAAUCCUGAAUUAGAUAAUCUGAAUGAAGCGGAGAAGGUGCAGGAAGCAGAUGCAACUGAUUUGCAAGGCUCACAGAAUGAUGCUGGUAGUGGUGAAGAAAAGAAAUGGCCUGGUUGGCCUGGAGAAAAUGUAUUCAGGUUGUUGGUUCCCGCCCAAAGGGUUGGGGGUAUCAUUGGUCGCAAAGGGGAGUUCAUUAAGAAACUUUGUGAGGAAACCAAGGCACGAAUCAAGAUUCUCGAUGGCCCACCUGGGACCAAUGAAAGAACUGUUCUGGUUUCUGCCAAAGAAGAGCCUGGUCUCCCCAUUUCUCCUGCAGUGGAUGGUUUGCUUAGGGUCCAUAAGCGUGUUGCUGAAAUUGACUCAGAAUCAGCUUCCAAUCCCCCAGGCAAUGCAAAAACAGUUUGCACUAGACUACUUGUGGCUGCUACUCAGGCCGGAAGUUUAAUUGGGAAGCAAGGAUCUACUAUUAAGUCUAUCCAAGAUUGCUCUCAGUGCAUCAUCCGGGUUCUUGGAGAUGAGCAUCUUCCUAUUUUUGCGCUCCCAGACGACAGUGUUGUAGAGGUACAGGGGGAGGCAGAAGGUGUUCACAAAGCAGUGGAAAUGAUUGCCACACACCUACGGAAGUUUUUGGUUGACCGCGGGGUUAUUGGUGUAUUUGAAAUGCAGAUGAAAAUCCCCAACGUACGCCCAAACCAAAAUAUGCCCCCACCUGGUCCUGCCUGGGGUCCCCCUCAUCCUGGUUUUCCUGGUGUUGGACCUGGCUUUGGACCCGGCCAUCAUUAUAUUCCACCUCGUCAAUAUGAUAACUACUAUCAACAGGGGGACAUGCCUCCUUUGGACAAACAACCACGCCAACAUGUUCCUGGAUAUGAUAGAGAUGCAUCAAUUGGAACUCAUGCUACAAGUACGCAGCCACAACAAUCUAUGGUUACAAAGGUCACCCAAAACAUGCAAAUCCCCUUGUCUUACGCUGAUGCCGUGAUUGGUGCCUCUGGCUCAAACAUUAGUUAUAUUCGGCGCACUAGUGGUGCAACCAUUGCCAUACAAGAAACUAGAGGUGUUCCCGGGGAGAUGACUGUUGAAAUAAAUGGGACUGCUUCACAAGUUCAAACUGCCCAGCAAUUAAUUCAGAAUUUUGUUGCUGAUGUUACAAGCAAUUUGCAAAGUGCUGCUGCCGGGCAACCUCCCCAAGGUUACAACCCGUACCCUUCUCACGGCACCGUGUACAAUUCACCGCCAACAAGUGCCGCCGGUCACACAGGACAAGCGGUGCCUGGCUCAGAUUACGCUUCUCUAUAUGGAGCCAACUAUGGUUAUUAGAGUAUUAUUAUUAUUAUCCUCCACACAUUCGUCUAAUGAAUGCCCUUUAUAACUUGAACUUUAAUUUUUGUUCAUGUUUCCCUUAUGGACCCACCUUUGAAGUUUUUCUUUGUCCGAAGUCUCACGAGGGAAUGGUAAUGGAUUACUGUUUUUAGUAUUAUUAUUGCUUUGCUUGGCAAUGAGUAGUCAACGAUGGAGCUGUCAGCAAAAUUAAAGCCAGACAGGCUCAUGGGAUA